AUGCAAAAUUUCUGGAAAGAACACUCAACAAAAGCAAAUGAAGAGGAGAUGAUGCUGGAUUCAGAUGCAGACACCCUCGGCAGAGAAGAGGUGCCUGAGAUUUUGUCUCUGCUACCUGGAUUGGAGGGGAAGUCUGUCCUUGAACUUGGAGCUGGCAUUGGGAGAUUUUCGGGUCGAAUAGCAGCAAAAGCUAAGAGUGUAGUUGCAGUUGAUUUUAUGGAGAAUUUCAUAAAGUGCAACGAAAGCACAAACGGACACCAUGGAAACAUUCAAUUUGUGCAAGCCGAUGUUAUGCUCCUCAAGUUUCCUGAAAAUAGUUUUGAUCUUGUCUUCUCCAACUGGCUGUUGAUGUACUUGGAAGAGGAUGAGGUCUGUACAUUGUUUGAGAAGAUUUUCAACUGGUUGAAACCUGGUGGUCACUUUUUCUUCAGAGAAUCGUGCUUCCACCAGUCAGGAAACAAGUCUCGAACGUGCAACCCAUCAAAAUACAGGCAUCCGUCAACAUACAAUGACAUUCUAGGAUCAUUAUCAUCAUUUCUGCUGACGUCAUCAUCAUCACAGGCGUCAUCACCGUGUGCUAUGUAUGAUGUCAAAUUAGUGUUUUCCAAGCCCAUACAGACCUACAUUAAGGUGAUGGGUGUUUAUUAA
Molecule: messenger RNA, 648 nt
Organism: Helobdella robusta
Lineage: Eukaryota; Metazoa; Annelida; Clitellata; Rhynchobdellida; Glossiphoniidae
Exons: 4
Coding region: 1-648 (215 amino acids)
Molecular function (GO): S-adenosylmethionine-dependent methyltransferase activity
Source: RefSeq, a predicted model, not a curated record